AUGGAGGAACUCAGUCAAGACUCGCAGAUAACACAACUAUCCGAAAGUCAGAAUCUUUUUCAAGACUAUGGUGCACAGAACGAUGAUUUAGGGAGAGGACAACAGAAUGACUUAAAAGAAAUAUUGAAGGAAUUAAAGUCUCUACGAUCAGAAGUUGCAGAACUUAAAGAGAUGUUAUCGAGUAAUGUCCAACAGAGACCAUUCCAUAUGGCAUCAUGUUCAUUCAAAGAGAAGCUGCAUCUAUUUCUGAGACAUUUGUUUACCAAAAACAUGUGGCUUGAUCUCCAGAAUGAAGAAUACCAGUCUGAAGUGAAGAAAUGCUUACAGAGGGAUGGCAGAUCCUCGGAUAUUGAUGCAUUGAAAAAAGUCAACUCGUUUUCUAUGCUGAAAUUCACAGAAUUCAGAAACCAAUUCAGAAGGAAUCUUGUACAGAAGGGAAAAGUGGACCUCAGAAGUUUGAAAUUGGCAGAGUUCUGUAGGGUAGUCUACAGUCCAUUCUGCAGAUCAGGAGAGGAUAUUUGCUCCACUGAGAGACGCCGAAAUGCCUCACUGUUUAAUCAGACCCAGAACCAGACCCAGCAAGAAAGCCAUUUCUGGAAUGAUUUCAAAACAUACAUUCAAGAGCACCGCGGCCAAACUGAGGAUAAAUGGUUAAAGAUGGAGGAGCUUGAUGGCAGAAGACGAAACAAGUUCCUCAACAGUCAAAGUUUGGUUUUUCCUGAUACAAAUAGAUAUUUAUGA
Molecule: messenger RNA, 741 nt
Organism: Saccostrea echinata
Lineage: Eukaryota; Metazoa; Mollusca; Bivalvia; Ostreida; Ostreidae
Exons: 7
Coding region: 1-741 (246 amino acids)
Source: RefSeq, a predicted model, not a curated record